AGUAAUCGUCGGUCGACUCCGGGGUGGGCCGCGGCCGCUGCGGGUCUCUGAGAAGCCCGAGACCAGCGCGGUAUACCCUGGAGGCGGGUCGGAGGCUGGCCCGAGACUCCACCCGCCGCUGGAGCUGGAAGGAAAGCAGGAAGAGCUGGGCUAGAUUCAGUGUUGUUAAAUCCUGCGAAUUCACACUUUCUUAAAAAAAAUGAAGAAAUUAAGGCUUAAGGAACUAGAAAGUCGCCUGCAACAAGUGGAUGGAUUCGAAAAGCCCAAGCUACUUCUAGAACAGUAUCCAACCAGGCCGCAUAUUGCAGCAUGUAUGCUCUAUACAAUCCAUAAUACAUAUGAUGACAUUGAAAAUAAAGUGGUUGCAGAUCUAGGAUGUGGUUGUGGCGUUCUUAGCAUCGGAACUGCAAUGUUAGGAGCGGGGUUGUGUGUUGGAUUUGACAUAGAUGAAGAUGCGUUGGAAAUAUUUAAUAGGAAUGUGGAGGAGUUUGAGUUAACAAAUGUUGACAUGGUUCAAUGUGAUGUGUGCUCAUUAUCUAACAGAAUGUCCAAGUCAUUUGAUACAGUAAUUAUGAAUCCUCCUUUUGGGACCAAAAAUAAUAAAGGGACAGAUAUGGCAUUUCUGAAGACUGCUUUGGAAAUGGCAAGAACAGCAGUAUACUCUUUACACAAAUCCUCCACUAGAGAUCAUAUUCAAAAGAAAGCUACAGAAUGGAAAAUCAAGAUAGAUAUUAUUGCAGAGCUGCGAUAUGACCUGCCAGCAUCAUACAAAUUUCAUAAAAAGAAAUCAGUAAGUUUCUUGAUUCCGGCUUAUCUACAUUCAGUACUGAAGAACUUUUCAAUAAGUAAUUAUUUCCAAUGUUAUCAAGUUGCCUGAGUAAAUAAAGGAAGCUAGCACAGGAGACAGAAUAAUUAUCGAUGGGAUAACAGCCAAUAUUCUGGUUUAAGGUAUUCUUUCUCAAAUGCUUUAGGCACAAAAAUAAAAAACUAAUUUUUUGCUCUUUUUUAUAUAGUACAUAUUUUAUUAGUUUGUACUAAUACAUUUUCAUAUUACAAAGGCAAUUUAGUGGAAGUCUUGAUAUCUGAAUCAUUUGAAAUAACACAAACAACUAUACAUUAAAAAAAAAAUCUUCAUUUGGAUAACAAAAAGACAAGUUAAAAACAAAAAAUUUUCCUUUCUUACAGGUUGAUAUUGAAGUGGAUCUAAUUCGGUUUUCUUUUUAAAAGCCUCUAAAGACAAAAGCAGCUUAAAACCUAAUUAAGAUGAAUAAAAAAAUUUUUUACUAAACUACUGGUCUCCA
Lontra canadensis (Northern American river otter) is the source of this 1301-nucleotide messenger RNA. RefSeq names its product methyltransferase like 5 (gene METTL5). The record is from RefSeq and is a predicted model, not a curated record. The transcript is spliced from 7 exons. Bases 200 to 877 code for a protein of 225 amino acids. Gene Ontology annotation, molecular function: rRNA (adenine-N6-)-methyltransferase activity; nucleic acid binding. Gene Ontology annotation, biological process: rRNA methylation. NCBI's taxonomy places the organism in Eukaryota, Metazoa, Chordata, Mammalia, Carnivora, Mustelidae.